AUGAGUGAAAUCCAACUGACUGGCUUUGGGGGACGGCCGGUAAACGUUCACACGGGCCUCUUCAUCAACAACGACUUCCAGCCCGCCGCGGGAGGCUCGGAGCUCCAGGUCGAGAACCCGACAACGGGCGCCCGCCUCGCCACAGUCUCGGCGGCCCAAAAGGAAGACGUAGACAGGGCCGUCGAAGCGGCCUCUGCCGCGUUCCGGGGCGCGUGGAGGGACGUGGGCCCCGCCGAGAGGGGAAAGCUGCUCAACCGCCUGGCCGACCUCGUCGAGCGCGACGCCGACGACCUCGCCAGCUUGGAGGCCCUCGAGGCGGGUGUCUUGUUCAAUGACUCCAAGGCGCUGCACAUUCCGCAGACCGCCGAGACGCUCCGGUAUUUUGCCGGCUGGGCGGACAAGAUCACCGGCCAGCUGCUGAGCAUCCCCCAGGGACAGGCGUUCACGAGGCGAGAGCCACUGGGUGUGUGCGCUGCUGUUGUCCCGUGGAAUGCACCGCUCAUGAUUACCAUUUGGAAGCUGGCUCCCGCAAUCGCCGCCGGCAACGUGCUCAUCAUCAAGACACCCGAGCUCACGCCCCUCUACGCCCAAAAACUAGCCAGCCUGAUCAAGGAGGCGGGCUUCCCGCCCGGCGUGGUCAACGUCCUCUGCGGCUACGGACACGUCGCCGGGCAGGCCCUGGCCGAGCACAACGGCGUCAAGAAGAUUUCCUUUACCGGCAGCGGCCCCGUCGGCCGGCAGAUUAUGAAGGCCGCCGCGGCGUCCAACCUGAAAAAGGUGACGCUGGAGCUGGGCGGCAAGGGCCCCUCGAUUGUCUUUGCCGACGCCGACGUGCCCAACGCGCUCUUCUGGACCGCGCUUGGCUUCACCGCCAACAACGGGCAGGUGUGCGCGGCGGGGUCGCGCAUCUACGUGCACGCCUCCAUCUACGACUCGUUCCUCCACGCGCUGGCCGAGCGGCUGGUGCAGUCGGCGCAGGGAGACCCGCUCGCCGAGGGGACGACAAAGGGCCCCGUGAUUAGCCAGCAGCAAAAGGACAAGAUUUUGGCGUAUAUCCGCCAGGCAAAGGAGUCUGGCAUUCGCGUGCUGGCCGAGACGGACGCCGCGCCCGAACAGGGCCAUUUUGUCGCCAGCACUGCCUUUGCCGACGUCCCUGAUGAUGCGCGCAUCAUGCAAGAGGAGAUUUUCGGACCAGUCGCCUCAAUUGCCAAAUUUACCUCGGAAGCAGAAGUCAUUGAAAAGGCCAACGCGACCGAGUACGGUCUCAGCGCGGCCGUCUUCACAAACAACGUCAGCCGCGCGCAGCGCGUCUCGUCGGCCCUGGAGAGCGGGCAGGUCACGGUCAACUGCUGGGGCAUGCUCCACGCCAACACGCCAUUUGGAGGCGUCAAGCAGUCUGGGUUCGGGCGGGACAUGGGCGAGGAGGCGCUGGACGGCUGGCUGACGACCAAGGUGGUCAAGUACUUUACGCUCCCGGCGGCAGAUGAGGAAAAGUAG
Beauveria bassiana ARSEF 2860 is the source of this 1497-nucleotide messenger RNA. Its product is annotated as aldehyde dehydrogenase, putative. Gene Ontology annotation, molecular function: aldehyde dehydrogenase (NAD+) activity. The coding region runs from base 1 to 1497 and encodes 498 amino acids. The record is from RefSeq and is a predicted model, not a curated record. The transcript is spliced from 4 exons. Lineage: Eukaryota; Fungi; Ascomycota; Sordariomycetes; Hypocreales; Cordycipitaceae.